AAUCAGAAGUCUCCUUUCAAACAGACAGAGAAGCAACAUUAUUCAAGAUGGCGUCAAGAAGAACGUAUUCCUAAAUUCUAUGCCUUAACUUCAAUCACGCGUCUCCUCUACCGACGGGAAGGGGUCGUUCAAGUGGAAUUUUUUUAGAAGAACGAAGAAACCGAAAAAACAAUGACGGACGAGUGCGUUUUAGAGUUCAAACAAUCGUUGGAAGAAAAUCUCGUGAGCAUCAGCAAGCCUGUUAUUUGCAUGUUGACGAUGUUGGCCGAAGAAAAUAUUGAGCAUGUCGAACAAAUUGCUGCAGUCAUUAUAGAACGCGCAACAAGGUCUCCUUCAAAGCACAAACUACCAGCUCUGUAUUUGAUCGAUUCGAUAAUGAAAAAUAUAGAAGGAAAGGAUCGUUAUGUUGCUGCAUUCGAAAAGCGAAUCGUUUCAACGUUCUGUGCAGUUUUUGAUAAGGUUGACGAAAAAGUUCGCGAAUCGAUGCAUAAAUUACGUCAAACGUGGAAUGGCGUUUUCAACGCUCAAAUUCUUCAUCAACUCGAUUUAAGUGUUAACAAAUUGGAUCCGGCCUGGCCAGUUGAUGAUAAUAAGCGUAGUUUAGAAACCCCGAGAAAGGUGCAUGUAAAUCCAAAAUUUAUAAGUUCACCGGCUAGUAGGACAGAAACUCCGGUUGCAGUAGUACAGCCGUCGCCGCAAGGAGAAUCAGACGACUCAGACAGUUUAAGGAAAAUUCUUAUAGAAAAGCAAGAACAAUUGACCAAAUUGCAAGAAGAAAUGAAAUUGGAAUCGGAUGUUGCAGAGAUUCGUGCAAAGCUGAACAAAAUGAGUGACGAAAAAAUAAAAAACAAGGGUAGCUCGAAAAGUGAGAAAAAAGACCGCAAAAUGAGAGAAUUGAGUGAGAAGAAAUCGAAUUCUGAUGGAGAUGUUCACACGAAAAAUAAAACUUUCCAAGAAAAACGAACGUAUCGCCGUCGUUACAGCGAAGAACAUGAAGAUGACAAAAAUGUAAAACCAGUUAAAGAAGCACCAACCUUAAGCGAUAAAGAAAAACUUGCCAGAGGGGGUUUUAAUCACCAUCCUGAAAAUAAGCGCAGGAGGAUAUCACCAGAUAAUAGAAAAUUAAUGGACCCUAGACAAAAUGAUAGGCAAAAUGAUAGACAAAAUGAUAGACAUAGGAAACAUAGAAAGGGACAAAAGAGACCAAAGGAUGAUAAGAAAGAUAACUAUGCUAACAAGGUUGAUAUUAAGCAAUUACCAAGAAUACCUAAGCUUACUUCUACUUCAAGAGUAAAUCCAAUUUUAUCACAGCCACAGCGUGGUAACUUUCCUUCUGACUACGGGUAUAAUCAAUCUCAUAAUGAGCCACCUUAUCUAAAAACUGAGAAAGAUUGGGGAAGAAAAUAUAAUAUGAGAGAAGGUAGUGGAACAGGAUAUAAGCACCCCCUUCUUCCAGAUCCUCAUGGAGUAAAACGACCACUUAAUAGAAAUCCCGAUGCAUGCCCUGAUGAGGUUAACAAUUAUGCUGAACCUUUUAAUAAUGGACGAAUAGGGCUUUGUCCGGUAUAUGAUUCAGCAGCUAUUGACAACUAUGUCAGUCCAUCUAAUCCUUAUGGAGGUCGAAGGCCCCCACCUCCAAUGCCACCAGCUUCAAUGCCACCAGCUUCAAUGCCACCGGCUUCAAUGCCACCGGCUUCAAUGCCACCAGCUCCAAUGCCCAAUAACGCAGGAGGAGUUAGGAUAGGAGGAGCAAGUGGUGGCUUAAUAAGCGAUCGACCAGUAGCUAGACCAGAACAGAGCUCACUUCCCGCUCCUCAAAUGAAUUGGAGAUCGAAUGAUCUUCAAGCACCAGCCGAAUCAUCCAAAAAUAAUGGUUCAUUUAAUAUUUUUGACUCAUUAACAAAUUCGAUUGGUUCAAAUCCUAGUAAAAUAUUGGAAUGGUUGAUAAAUGCAGGUGAUAAGUCAAACACUAACGAUACUUCUGUAACCCCCAAGCGUGCGGUUAAAGAUGAAGCACAACCCGAACCCGAAACGCCCACAAUUGUCUCACCUGCAGUCGCUUAUGGAUCAAAAAUUGCGUUUCCUUUGGAUAAUGAAAAUGCUAGGCUUGAAAAUGUAUCUGAUAUGACAUCCUUUAAGAAGAGUGUUCUUAAAACUCAUCAGCCAGGUGUUGUUCAGAGAUUAUAUUUGGGUUACCAAUGCACUAACUGUGGUAUAAGGUUUACUGAAAACAAUCAGGAACUUUACGCCAGUCACUUAGACGGUCAUUACGAGAAAAAUCGUACUAAUAUGACUCAAUCUAAAAUUAAAAAGCAUAGGAAAUGGUUUCCUACGAUAGAUAAAUGGAAACUUAUCAAAGAUUUCUCAACCUUGAAAGAUGGUGAUGAUAAUGAAACAAAUGUUCCCGUUGCAACCGCUGUGGGAACUAAAUUUCCAGUAGCGAGUAUUAAUGAUAAGGAGAACAUUUGCGCAAUUUGUCAAGAACCUUUGACAACAUUCUUUAAUGACGAACAGGACCAAUGGCUUUUGAAAGAUGGAAUCUUGGUUGGUGGGAAAUUUUAUCAUCCUAUUUGCGCUGAAGAUCGGCCCGAACCUGCAGAUACAAGUUUACUUGUUAAGGAAGAAAUGGCUGAAUAAGAUAUUUGUACAGCAAGUUGUUGAGUUAUUCCUGGUUAAUUACUUAUAAAAUAAAUCUGUCGUUUUUUUUCAAAAACUAGUAUGUGAUUUUUACGACGAAUCAGAAAUAUAA
Dimorphilus gyrociliatus is the source of this 2749-nucleotide messenger RNA. The record is from the annotation of a GenBank genome assembly. Lineage: Eukaryota; Metazoa; Annelida; Polychaeta; Dinophilidae.